AUGGGGAUAUGGUUGAACCAAUCAUCCACAGAUGGCUUCAUUCUCUUGGGCAUCUUUUCUCAUAGCCAGGCUGAUUUUGCCCUAUUCUCUGUGGUUAUGAUGGUCUUCACAGUAGCCCUCUGUGGGAAUGUCCUCCUCAUCUGCCUCAUCUACAUGGAUCCUCGACUUCAUACACCCAUGUACUUCUUCCUCAGCCAGCUCUCCCUCAUGGACCUCCUGUUGGUCUGUGACAUUGUGCCCAAGAUGGCGGCCAACUUCCUGUCUGGCAGGAAGUUCAUCUCCUUUGUGGGUUGUGCCAUACAAAUUGGAUUUUUUGUCUCUCUCGUGGGAUCUGAAGGGCUCUUGCUGGGACUCAUGGCUUAUGACCGCUAUGUGGCCAUUAGCCAUCCACUUCACUAUCCCAUCCUCAUGAGCCAGAGGGUCUGUCUUCAGAUUGCUGUGAGUUCAUGGACUUUUGGGAUAAUAGAUGGAAUGAUACAAAUGGUGGGAGCCAUAAGCUUACCCUACUGUGGCUCAAGGAAUGUGGAUCAUUUCUUCUGUGAGGUUCCAGCUUUAUUGAAACUGGCCUGUGUAGACACAUCCAUUUUUGAUUCCCUGCUUUUUGCUUGCUGUGUCUUCAUGCUGCUCCUGCCUUUCUCCAUCAUUGUGGCUUCCUAUGCUCGAAUUUUGGGGGCUGUUCUCCAUAUGCACUCUGCUCAUGCUCGUAAAAAGGCUCUGGCUACCUGUUCUUCCCACCUUACUGCUGUGUCCCUCUUCUAUGGGGCAGCCAUGUUCAUCUACCUUAGGCCUAGGCGCUACCGGGCCCCAAGCCAUGACAAGGUGGUCUCUCUCUUCUACACAGUCCUUACCCCUAUGCUCAACCCUCUCAUUUAUAGCUUGAGAAAUCGGGAAGUGAUGGGCGCCUUGAAGAAGGGGCUGAAUCACUGCAGGGUUGGCAACUGGCACUGA
Budorcas taxicolor (takin) is the source of this 948-nucleotide messenger RNA. Its product is annotated as olfactory receptor 56. Gene Ontology annotation, biological process: G protein-coupled receptor signaling pathway. Lineage: Eukaryota; Metazoa; Chordata; Mammalia; Artiodactyla; Bovidae. Bases 1 to 948 code for a protein of 315 amino acids. Gene Ontology annotation, cellular component: membrane. Gene Ontology annotation, molecular function: G protein-coupled receptor activity; olfactory receptor activity. The record is from RefSeq and is a predicted model, not a curated record. The transcript has a single exon.